This is a messenger RNA of Salvelinus namaycush (lake trout), 2148 nucleotides long. RefSeq names its product DAZ interacting zinc finger protein 1-like (gene dzip1l). The coding region runs from base 1 to 2148 and encodes 715 amino acids. Gene Ontology annotation, cellular component: cytoplasm; ciliary basal body. The transcript is spliced from 14 exons. The record is from RefSeq and is a predicted model, not a curated record. NCBI's taxonomy places the organism in Eukaryota, Metazoa, Chordata, Actinopteri, Salmoniformes, Salmonidae. Gene Ontology annotation, biological process: cilium assembly.
AUGCCUGGCCAGUUCAGAACCCCCAGUGACCCUCCUGUGUCCAGCCUCCUCUCUUUCCCCUCCUCCUGGAGCCCUGGCCACCUGCACCCCCUACGUUUCCGAGUCCGAACUGAAUCCAUGGACUGGCGGCGCCUCUCUGCCCUGGAUGUGGAUCACGUGGCCAGGGAGAUGGACGUGGUCGUACUGCAGGAGUACAUAUCUGCUGUCACCUUCUGUGAUGUCACAGGUGAGAGGUGUCCCCACUGCCGUAGCCCUGCUGACCCGGCCCUUGUCAAGCUCCUACGUAUGUCCCAGCUCAGCACAGAGUACCUGCUGCACUGUCAGGACUACCUGAGCUCCCAGGUGUCUGAGCUGGAGGACCGUCUACAGGGGGCCCUCUCUAAGGCAGACAGAGAGGGAGAGGAGAGGGCCAGGCUGGACUCUGAGCUACAGGCCACUAAACAGGAGAGCAAACUCAGGAAGAAGAUGCUAGCCACACAGCAGCUUCUACUGCAGGCUAGCUUCAACAACUACCACAAGUGCCAAUGCUGUGAGAAGUCCUUCAUCAACUAUUCCUACUUACAAGCCCACCUACAGCGCAGGCAUCCAGAGCUGACAGACACAGAGCGGCAGAAGAAGAGGCAGGUGGAACAGAUGGAGGAUGGGAUAGAGGAGCUGAGAGAGAGGCUGAAACUGUCCCAGACUAGACUGGACAUCGAGAGGGAAGCAGAGGCCCUAAGGAAACAGCAGGAGCUGGAAGAUCAGCGAAGGCAAGAGACCUCGGAGCGAGAGAAGAUGGAGAGCUGGAAGGAGGAGGAGAGGAAGAAGUUUAAAGAGGAAAUGAGGGACCUGAAGCAGCUGUUCCUGCAGGAGUUCAGAGAUAUGGCCAGCAGGAGCUCCUCCAUCGAGGCUAAACUGCAGGAGCUCCAGACCAGAGAAGAAGUGACUGUUUCUAACCUGGGCUCCUAUCAAGAGGACGAUGAGCUGCAGCAGAGAGAGGAGGCAGCGAAGAGGAUGAUGAAGAAGAAGAUGUCUGAGCAGAAGCGUGAGUGGAACAAACGGUUUAAAGAGGUCCAGAACAGGCACAUGUUGGAGAGAGAUGAGCUGCAGAGUGAGAAUGAUAGGCUGCAGCUGGCCCUGUCUGUAGAACACAGGUCAGACCGACACAGGCUAGAACAACAGGUCACCUCCCUGUCUGCCAGGGUCCAACAGAAAGACCGGCUCAUCAGGUCUCAGGAGGAUAAGAUCAACAGGAUGUCUAGAAGACCAGUGGCAGGUCUGGAGGACUCUGGUGAGACCAGGAGGAGACUGUUGGAGUCCCUCCGGAGGAACCCCGCCUUGGUGAAGGAGUUCAGAGCCAUACUAGAGGAAACGCUGGAGGAGAGGCUGGAGAAAAUGGGCCUUAGAAAGGGAACCAAGGGUAUAUCCAAGAAGUCCUUUAAGAGCCUGAGCGCGUUGGUAUCUGGUCAGCGACAUCAGAUGUCCAAACAGAAAGCAGACCUCCUGGAGCUCAGAGAGAGCCUGGCCAGAGAGCUGACGCGCAGGGUGCACGCCCUGCAGAGGAGCCAGGGGACCACCGUACCUACUUUACCCAGACAGGUUACCAUACCCAGUACCACCCCUCAGUCCCGCACACCCCUCCCUUCAGUUCUGAGGAUGAGGCAUCAGGAGAAGACAUUCCCUCUGUCACCAGCCCUGGCAGUAGGUCUGGUGUCUCUGUCACCAGUCCUGGCAGUAGGUCUGGUGUCUCUGUCACCAGCCCUGGCAGUAGGUCUGGUGUCUCUGUCACCAGCCCUGGCAUAUCAGGAUUAUUUCAGCUGGGUCCCUUGUUUUGUGUUGUCUGGGUCUGUAGUUAAAACGCUGACCAGAAGCUUGGAGAGACAGUUGAGUUUUCCAAUGACCAAGCCAGUAGGAGGAACCAGAGUGGUGGUGCCACCAGCAACAGCCAAGGUCUUACCCAAACCCAAACCCAGGACAGCGUUAAAAACCCUACAGUUAUCGGAUGAGGAGAGCGACCUAGAACUGUCUUCCAUCGAGGAGCUCCUGUCCCUGCCGGUAGGGGGCCAGUCUCAGUCCCUAGGUGGGCGAGGGAGCACCGAGGUGGGCCUGGGAGGAACCUCAGGAACCAGCGUGUGGAGCUCCUCAACCAGCAGAGCAGGAGGGCUUUAA